Diabrotica virgifera virgifera (western corn rootworm) is the source of this 8243-nucleotide messenger RNA. RefSeq names its product J domain-containing protein (gene jdp). The transcript is spliced from 4 exons. Gene Ontology annotation, cellular component: cytoplasm. NCBI's taxonomy places the organism in Eukaryota, Metazoa, Arthropoda, Insecta, Coleoptera, Chrysomelidae. The record is from RefSeq and is a predicted model, not a curated record. The coding region runs from base 288 to 812 and encodes 174 amino acids.
AAGCCCGCGCAUGUUCUUUAACAUUCGUGCUCUUAAUAUUGCAACAAUUUGAUAUUAUCAACUAAUUCUUAUAAACAAAACUACAAAACUUUCACUUCCAGUUACCAGCCACAAACAAAUCCUAUUUUACACUACAUUUUCGCUCGCUCGAUACGGUGUGUUUCUGAAAGGAGGGAAAUCAGUGGGAAAAGUGUUCGCUUUUUUUGAAUUAGCAGGUGUUUUGGGAUAGGACAUCGGGUCAGUUCACUCGGGAUUUUACAGUGAGCGGCAGCAAACAGGACAAGAAGAUGACGAGUGUCGGGGAUAUUUUGGAUUAUAAGAAAAAAGAUGAUGAAGAUUAUUAUUCCAUAUUGGGCUGUGAUUCGAAUUCUUCGGUGGAACAAAUAAAUGCUGAGUUUAAAAUACGAGCUCUUCAAUAUCACCCUGAUAAAAAUGCCGGAAAUAAAGAAGCAGAACAAAAGUUUCAAUUACUAAAUGAAGCAAAAGAAGUAUUGACUGAUGCUCAAAAGAGGUUAAAUUAUGAUAAAUGGAAGAACAGUGGUAUAGCCAUCAGCUACAAGCAAUGGUUGGGAAUGAAGGAACACGUACACCAGUCCAUGCACUGGAGUAACCUGAAAACCAAAGAUCGCAUGCUAGAAUCAGGCGGCAAUUCCGGCCCAUCUAGCCUAGGAGCUGUGGGUACUUCACCGGCUCAUCGUAGAGCUUCUGAGGGUGGUGCAAAUCUCCAUUGGGGCGGCCGUGGAGGAGGCUCGGCCUGGGGAGCGGACCCUCCCAGCGAGGUCGUCAGCAAAUUUCGAAACUAUGAGAUUUAAACGAUGGCUCUCGAUACUCCUUAAUUCUCGUUUUCAAAUGAAUGUCACAAAUUGAAGCAACAAUAACAGAUUCAGCAAUUUAUACAAAGUACAAGAAAAAAUCGUUUGUUUCAAUUUAACGGCUUCAAAUUGUGGCAACAAUUGUGAUAGUUUGUUUGUUUUUUAAAGUUGUUUAAUUGUUGUUUAAGUUUUUUUAGAAAGUUUUUUAUUUCGUAACAUAAGUGCUCUGACAAAUUUUAAACCUUCUCUUUUUCUGAGGUCUGUUUGAAAAAUUGUACGAUAUAUAGACAGAAUUUUUAGUAAAUUAUGUAAUGUUUUCAAUUUCAUUUGAAGAUACAAGAUGUCUCAACGUUGAUGCUUGAACAUUUGGUUAAGAGGGUUAUUACAGGCAUAGUCCUAAGGCGGUCCGAUAAGUAUUUAGCCUGUAAAAAACAAAAAUUUUGUAAAAGUGGUGAUUUACUUCCGAAUAUGAUCUCUUUUUAGCUCAAUACACUUGAUCCAGCGAUGCUCCAUCUUAUUUAACCUGUCUGAAAAAAACAUUUUCUCGAGGUCUACAAAGUAGGCUUCCGUGGCAGCGAUGAACUCAUUUAACUUAAAUUUCUGACCGGCAACUGACUUUUUCAAGUUUGGAAACAAAAAGAAGUCACACAGGGCCUAAUCUGGAGGAUACGGUGGAUGGAACAGCAAUUUGUAGCCCAAUUCGACCACUUGGCCAUGGCGACGGCGGAGGUGUGAUUAAAUGACAUGCAGCUAAGUACUUAUCAGACCAUCCACGUAUUGUCGAUUUAUGCCACAGCGGUAAAUCUUAAUAUAUGCAGAAACAAUCUUCCAAAAAUUUGGGAUUUACCUCCAUCUAUUUCAAUCCAUUGUCAGGGUUUCAUUUAAAAAAAAUUAUCUGGUACACCAUGAGAAGUUGUCAUUGUAAGCGUCCAACAUAUUCAACUUGCUCACCAAGUCAAAGAAAUUUUUGAGACAUUUUGUACAUCUUUUUUGUGAUAUUUACUAUUAUUUUUACAGAGCUCACUGGAAUGAAAAUACCACUAUUACUAUCCAAUCUGUUUAGACGUCUUUUAGAUAUAAUAUUUUCUUUUCAAAGCUAAUUUUACUAUUUCUUUUUCUUAACGUAUUUUGUUCAUUGUUCUCUCAAUAUGUAGUGGAAAGCAACUAUUCAGACCUAAACUAUAAACCAAACUAUUUUUAAACAAGAUAAAUCAAAUGACAAAACUGAAGUAUGAAGAAAUACUGAUUAACUUUUGGGUUUGAGAAACAAUCAAAAAUCUGUAUUCUGUGAUUGGAUGUAAUUAUAUAAAUACUUACACAGAAAUAAAAGCAAUACUGAACAGAAAGUUUAAGUUUUUAUAUUUCGUUGUCGAAUUGAGUGUAUAAGAGGAGGGAAGAAGGAGGGAGUUAGAAUUUUAAUAAAUAUAGUGUACACCACCAUUUUAUGUCCAUCAAUUUAAACAUUCAAACAUAUAAUGCUCUAAACCACUACAGUUCUUCUAUUUAAUGUUUUUGUUAAUGUUUUCUAAGAAUGUGUAAAUUAUAAAUAAUAGCAGUAGAGACUACCUAUACCUACCAUGUUUUCAGUGUUACCAUAGUUAUAACUUUAUUAACCACUAGCUGAAAACUAGCUCGUAUAAAUUUCCACAUCAAAUUCCAAAAUAUCGUUUAUAAGAGAGCAGGGUAAAUUUUUCGGCAUUUAAUCAAAACUGAGUCUAUCUAAAUGUAUUUUUUUCAUUUCUACAGGACAACUAAACACUUUAGUGACGUAUUUCUUAAUUCGGUCCAAAAUCAUUUCCAUUUACGUUCUGCAAAAGGAAAUAUGGCUCUUUAUAAGAGGUCAAAGAACGGAGGUAAAGAAAGUACUUAAUCCAACCAAAACACAUAGAAAAUGAUACAUGGAUUGACUAUUUAAAAGAGCCCUAUGCAGAGGAAGAACAAAUGACUCUAGAACAGUGUUUCCCAACCUUUUUUGUGCCAUGUCCCACCUUUGCUUUUCUAAAAUUCUCAUGCCCCCUAUGUAACAAUAAUUUUUAAUAUAAAAAAUUUAAUUGUUCACUAACGAAACUUAAUGAUAGACUUAAUGAUUGACUAGAAAGACAAAGAUUUUAUAUUAGGUUCGAAUUUGGUUAGCUUCAGUAUCAAAUUUCCACAUUUUGCCAUUUUUCUUGUCAAUCCAUCUAUCCAUUUAUCAAUCCAUCAGCAGCACAAGAUGCAAGUUAUCAAUACGGUCUCAAUGUUUCUCAAAGUUGAUUUAGCCAUUUGCACUGAGAAAUUUUAUGUUUUCAGCUUUUCAAUUUCAAGUUGUUUUUCAAUACCUUCACUCAUUUCGUCUAUUCUUCCACUAACAGUAUUUUACUGAAUGACAGAGCUUUUAGAUCUUUGUUAUCUUUUCCAAGAACCAUUUUAAGAAAUAAUGAAAUUGAUGGUUUUAUUAACUUCUCUCCUAACAGUUUUAGCGACGAAUAAAGAAAUCUGAUAACUAGCCCCAAACACACGAUUAUUAGUUGAAAUAUGAGAAGUAAAUAGAAACUUUAAUAUUCUUCACCGAAAUCUAGCAUUGCAUUUAAAUGGCCCGGAAAGAAAGGGUUAAACUCGUGUCGAGUCCAUAUUGGAAUUGCCCCCUUAACAAUCAAAUGGCCCCUCUGUGGGGCGUGGGCCCCACGUUGGGAAACACUGCUCUAGAACCAAAGACACCAGAGAUUACCACACAUGAAGAAGUUAAUAUAAGUACACAGUAAGUUCGAAAACACUUGAAAAGCUGAAAGACAGAAAAGCUGAAGAUAAAGAUGGAAUACCCAACGAAUUACUGGAAUAUUGUGAAGCAGCAAUGACAGAACAAUUAACAACAUUAAUUAACAUAAUUAUGAAACACAAUAAAAUAACUGAAAAAUUGAGAACCAGCGAACUAAUUGUACUUACUAUUCCAAUAAAGAUAUAAAAACAUCCAUAAAACUAAGAGAUAUCAAUCAACUUGUUAAAUACUACCCUAAACAACUAAAAUUUUACAAAAACUAAUGAAUCAGAGGAUAAGUUUAGCAGAUGAACAACAAAGUUUUCGUACUGGAAGAUCGUGUACAGAUGCAAUAUUAUACUGAAUUACUACUAUGUAGAAUGAUAUUACUAGAAUUACACUGUCGAGCUACGGAGACAAUUAUGUAACAAAAUAGAGAAGUUCUGUUGGAGUGAAAGUAAAGAGAAAGAUAUACUCCAACAGAAGUAAGGAAAAAAGAAACUGAACGAAACUAGAUUUAGCUAAUGGGACAAAAAAUGUGUGGCUUCUACGUUGAGAAGCCGAAGUAAGAAAAUACUAAGAAAAAGCUGAAGCAAUAUGUAGGGGGAAAAUGAUAAGAUGUAGAAAUAGAUGGACUGAUUAUAGAAGUAUAGAUAGACAGAGGCAAACUAAAGGGAGUUAGGCUAGCUAGAGAUGCAAGAGAACGACAACUUGACACUCAAGGAUGGAUACGGCCAAUUUUGCAUGCCUGUCGAAGACGGUAGCUCUAAGUAGAUAGGGAUGAAGACUAAGAAAGGAAAAUACUACUAAGAUAAGAAUAAUGUUCUGGAAAUAAAUAAAAGAGAAUAAUUGCUAAAGAAGAACAAAUUAAAUAACACUAACAAAUCAUGGGCGCCAAGAAAAUGAUCUUCCAUCACUCUCCCAGGUAUCUUACUCUGCUGUCAAAUAUUAAAUAUGUAUAGGUAUUAAAGAUAUAAGUAAAUGUAAAUAUAAAGGAAUAUAAGAAUAAAUGAUAUACAAAAUAAGUAAAUAUUUAUUAAAAAUAACUACUAGAUGUUUGACAAACUCUGAGUUAAACAAUGCAUAUACUGUGACUCUAACAUGACAAAAGUUAUCGUUAAACAAGUUAUGUUCAAUCAUUGAAUAACUAACUGCAGGGCACCUGAGUGCCAACAUCCAUAAUGUAGAUAUUUUUUGGAGUAAAUUUUAUGGACCUACUAUAUUUAAAGCUACCAUGGGGUUAAAACGAUUUAAGAUUUGUUCGAUUUGAUGAUAAGGACACGAGGUCUGAACGAAGAAGGAACGACAAAUUAGCAGCAAUACACGAUGUGUGGAAUCAAGUCAACAAAAACUUUCAGAAAUACUAUUUAUCAGGAAACAACAUAACCUUCCAAAUGUUUAUUACUUGUGAAUAAAUAUUUUUUCUAAAAAGUUUUCUUGGAUUUCAUUAUUUUCUGCAAAUCCUUCAGGUAGAUCGCACCCUCGAGGUAGACCGCAUACUGUAGUAGAAUACUUAAUCUAGACAAUUUAAAUUUAACUUUAAUAAAAAAUCAAAAAGGAAUAUUAGAAAUAUAUGGGUAAAUAAUAGUAAUAAUAGUACACUCAAGAACAGUGGUGGGCCCAACGGACCCGAGUUGCCCGGUUACGUAAGUAAAAUGUGUUGCCCGGAUAAGGGUAAAAGAACCUUUGUGAGUAAAUGCAUUCUUCUUCUAGUAAAAUUUGUUUUGUCUUUUGCGAAACUAGCCUUUGUUGUCUUUGGUUUGGUUUCUUCUGGACAUAGAACCUGGCUGGUUCCACGUUUAGAACUAACUGUUAUUUUGAUCUACGUGUAAAGCGUUGAACCUACAAUCUCAAAAAAUCGUUGGUACUUGUUUUAAAACGGCACGAAGAUUGCUGAUUAAAAACUCGAUAUAACAUUUAAAUCAACAUUUUUUUUUAUUCACCAACUUUGGAUAGUUUCUGUUAGGAACUAUUUUUCAAAUCUUUCGACAAUACUGAAAAUGUUUUGCCCUGUCCUCAUAAACUUAGUUGUGAACCUUCUUUUUAUGUAAACCCACCUUUAGCUUUUGUCAUUAUUCAGUGUUUCAGUGUUAAGCCGAAAAACGCGUUAUAUUUGUUGGCCAAAAGAUUAUGCCAAAAUAUAUAUGUAAACACUUUUUCUGACCAAACUUAUUAUAUGUAAAAAUAUUUAAAAGGAUAUAUAAUAUAUAUUUGAGAAAUGCAUGUACUUUUUUAAAUCCUUUACAAAUGUACGAUGUUUAAAAAAUAUAAACAAAAGGUAAAGGAACAGUACUUGAACAGAAUAUGUGAUAGUUGAUAAUGAAUUUACGAAAUUUUCACUAGAAUAUAAAUCUGGUCUGUUUGGCGCCCAGAAUUUUGAAAAUAUCGAGCAUGAUUUAGUGAGCAGAUGCUAAUGAGGCUCAAAUUUGUAAAAAAGACAACAAUAAAGAAUUAUUCGAACCAUAAAUAUUGAUCUUUUACCUUUGAACUCUCGAAAAGAAUGAUGUGACUUUAGGUACCUCAAAAAUUUAAUAUUUCUAGCUUUAUUUCUAUCAAGCACGGAUUAUUUUCCAUAUAUUUCAGUUGAACGCCUUUUUCACAUAAAAAUAAAACCAAAACAAUGUACACAUUGAGAAUAGGCGAUUAAAAGUCAAUUCAGUUAAUAAUAGAAAACAAAAUAAUUCAACGAAGUGAAUUAAAGAAAUGAAAAAAAUGGUCAAUAGCCAUCGAUUAGCUAAGGAAAUAUGUAAAUACAUUUUACCGUUGAACCUCAAUCAACGAUUUUACUUACACCCUUUAGCUAAGAAACGUUUAGAGUGGACAAAAUUUAUCAGUCUUUCAAGUAAACAAAAUAAUAUUUUAUGGCACUUAAAUAUUUAAAAAAGAGAUGAAUUAGUUUUAUUUUUAUGUGAAAAAGACAUUUUUCAUUUCUACUCGUUAAUUUCAGUCCGUGUUUAUUAGCAACAUGAGUGACUGAUAGCUGUAACAUUUCAAAACCUUUUUUCAACUGCUAUAAAAGUAAAUAGUUUAUAUCUAAAUAAAUAUUAUAUACAAAUUUAUCCAGAAUUAAGCCACAUAUGGCUCUUACUCCCUCUAAUGGGAAAAUUUACUUAUCACAGGUAACCUCUGUAUCAAAAGGAUUACGCUCUGAUGAAGCUCUUUCCAUGUUAUGGCCCGCGUACAUCAGUGUAUUUUUGCAUUCCCCGUUGUCUUCUUAUUUGUAUCUCAAGAUCUCUGUACUUAGGGAUCUUCUAGUAGAUAUUUUUGUUAGGUAUCCGCAUCUCAAUUAGUCUAGUUAUUUUGUUAACUAAUAGUAUGAGAUCCGGUCUAUUCUGUUGGUUUUGUUGGUUGGUCUGUGAGCACAGUUCUGCCCCAGUAUAGCACGUAGCAUGUCAUUUUCAAGCAUACUAUCGGGGACGUAUUGGAAAUAAGCCGGUUGGAUACCAGUUUGUUAGUUUGCUAAAUAGUUCUUUAUAAUCAGAACAAACGUCUAGCAGAUCCAGUAAGAUGCUAGAUGGUUUUUUGGACUUUCAUAUCGGCAUUUGUCCUUUUGGACCUGAUGAUCUUUGACCUCGUGGUGGAAGAGAAGCACAUAGAGCUUUCCUAUCCAGCGAAAUUCCUUUGAAAAUAAAAAAGAAAUAAGUUUACAAUCAGACAAUAGGCACUUAGAAUGUGAGAAGUUUCUAUGAGUCCGGUAAGACGCAUAACACCCCACGUAAGAUGAUAAGGCUCAAUAUACCAGUUCUUGGGAUAAGUGAGAUACGCUGCUCGGGGACAGGUAAUCUAUUCUGGAGAAGAAGGCAAUAACCACUGAAAUAGCGUGGUACAACGCAUUUAUCGUGCGUAAAGUCUCUAGUAUGCUGUAUGGCAUGGAAACGGUGGACCCUUACAUAAACACUAAUUAAAUGGUUUUAGAUGGGAUGAAAAAGAGCACAGAAAUGACGACAACAAUAAAUUUCCAAAAUUACAAUACGAGUAUUUUGGCCAUGUAAUGAGACCUCCAGAGAGGUAUAACCUUCUACACCUCAUAGGGCAAGAUCGCCGGAAGAAGAAGCCCAGGUCAAAGAAUAACAUCCUGGCUGCGAAAUCUCUGAGUGUGGUAUCCGCUUAGCUGUUUCGAUCUGUAGUAAACAAAAUUAUUAUUGCCAAUAUGACCGUCAACGUUUGAUAAUCGGACAGGGUACUGACAGAAGAAAAAAAGGUCUUUGACGAUGUAUUUCGAGUAAUUUUUGGUUAGAGGAAUUUGAUCCUCAAGGACGAGUAGGAAACCCUUCGUUUAUUGGACACUUCUUCUCUCCGCAAUCGGGAUUUCGCUCAUGUAGUGGUUUGCCCAUCCAGAUGAGCAUUUUUCUUUCUUAGAAAGGUGGUUUAUGCGCAUUUCUGAUUCCCUGAGUUUAAACGGUGUUGUGUCAUCUAAUGCGCAAAUUACGCAAUGUAAAAUAGAUGACUUAAACUUGCAGAAGAACAUUAUAUCACUAUUUUUAGAUUAUAUAUUUUAUAGGUUAAAAAAGGUUUUGGAAUGCUAGUUUACGUAAGUACUAAGAAAAGAUCGAUUCGAUUUGAUUGUAUCAAGCAGGGUAUGCACAACAUUUCCAUAUCUUUUAACCUGUUAAAUAAAUGUAUUUUGAUAAAUGUUUAAAAUAUAUAGAUAUACAUAGAUAUUAAUAAAUGUUGAUUCAAAUAAAUAUUUACUGUGU